Exophiala aquamarina CBS 119918 is the source of this 1527-nucleotide messenger RNA. RefSeq lists its product as uncharacterized. The record is from RefSeq and is a predicted model, not a curated record. The transcript is spliced from 2 exons. Gene Ontology annotation, molecular function: heme binding; oxidoreductase activity, acting on paired donors, with incorporation or reduction of molecular oxygen; iron ion binding. NCBI's taxonomy places the organism in Eukaryota, Fungi, Ascomycota, Eurotiomycetes, Chaetothyriales, Herpotrichiellaceae. The coding region runs from base 1 to 1527 and encodes 508 amino acids.
AUGCUCGGGCUAGAACGCUUCAUCGGAGGUCUCCUCCUACUCACCCUCAUUGGCAUUCUCUCCAUAACUCUCAAACUGCUCUACAACAUCUUCCUCCAUCCGCUGCGACACUACCCUGGUCCCCUCACCUGGCGGGCGACGAGACUAAACUGGGUCUUCUCCCUCCAACGCGGCUAUCUCCACCAAGACCUAUUAGCCAUACACAACAAAUAUGGUCCCGUCGUCCGCAUUGCGCCGGAUGAACUAUCUUACAUCGAUGCUCGUGCCUGGAAGGACAUCUACGUUUCUGGUUCUGCACGGCCGGGUCAUCCUGCUAUAGAGCGGAAUGGCAUUUGGUUUCGCAGGCAAUCGCCUAGCGAACCGUGGAGUAUUAUGGGGAACAACGAGGAUGCGCAUGCGCGGUAUCGGCGCGCCUUUGGGGGAGCUUUCAGUGAGAAGGCCGUUAAGGAUCAGGCGCCGUUGAUUGAGAAGUAUGUUGAGACUAUGAUGCAGAAGUUUCACCGCAUGGUUAGUUCUGGUGAUGGGAAUGCGGUUGUGGAUAUCGCAUCCUGGCUAAAUUUCGUCACGUUCGAUAUUUCUGGUGAUUUGUCGUUCGGGGUGUCCUUCGGCAGUACGGAAACAGGGAAGCCCCAUCCCUGGGUUGAGAUUGCAUGCAACUUUGGAAAGGGCGUCGCACUGGUGGCGUCGUUGAAUUAUUUCUCUCCCCUGCAGAAAUUGCUCAGCUAUUCCAUGCCGGAGAAGGUGCGUGCGAAAAUGACUUAUCACCGCCAGCUGAGUGUUCAGAAAGUGAGGCAGAGAUUGCAGUUGAAAGGGGAACGAGCUGAUUUCGUGCAAUCGGUGCUCAAGUACAAUGAGGGGAAGAAAGAGAAAAUCACCGCAGAGGAGCUUGAGUGGAACAUGUCAGUCUUUGUCUUCGCAGGGAGUGAGACGAGUAGUACCGCCAUGGCGUCGGUGUUAUUUGGUUUGCUGAAAACGCCGGGAGCCAUGAGGCGCGUCACUGAAGAGAUCCGAUCGGCAUUCGCUUGUGAGGAAGAUAUCAACGUCGCCAGUGCCGCCAGACUUGCGUAUCUGACUGCGGUGAUCAAGGAAGGCCUACGCUUGGGCCCUCCGAGCGCUGUCACAGUUCCUCGCAUAGUUCCUGCUGCUGGUGAGGAGAUCUGUGGAAAAUGGGUACCCGGUGGUACCUUCGUAACAGUGAAUCAAUAUCCUUCAUUCCGCUCGGCAACAAACUUCAGCAACCCCGACCAGUUCAUACCGGAGCGGUUCUUACCCAAUGAAAGCCCUAGUCCAAACGACAACCUAGCCGCAUUCAACCCAUUCCUCGUCGGGCGGCACAUGUGCAUUGGAUAUAAAUUCGCAUGGGCAGAAAUGCGGCUCAUCCUGGCGAGGUUGCUGUACGCAUUUGAUAUGAGCCUGAGCGGGAAUCCGCGUGUCAGUGAUUGGGGGCAACAGCAGACUUUUAUCUUCUGGCAGAAGGAUCCACUUUUGAUUCAGCUGAAACGUAGUUCAGUGUUGAGGCCGUGUUAA